Molecule: messenger RNA, 653 nt
Organism: Phoenix dactylifera (date palm)
Lineage: Eukaryota; Viridiplantae; Streptophyta; Magnoliopsida; Arecales; Arecaceae
Source: RefSeq, a predicted model, not a curated record
GCUAGAGCUGAGGUUAGGGAUGAGAUCCAAGUUGUGCUCUGUUGGUGUUUGGUGGCUUCUCCUGUUCUUCUCCGACAUUUCAAUCUGUUCUGCUACGAGACUCCUUCCAGUUUUAGGAGAAGAUACGAAGGCACAUGCCGGCGAUGUUGGCUCACUACCCAGCUCAGGCGACGGUCAUGAUGGAGACAGGUCUCGAAUCACAGACACUGUUCACGAUUAUACUGGGGAUCCUCCCCCGCAGCUACACAAACCCCCACAUAGUCUACCGGCGGAUGUGAUGGCGGCGAACCGCGUGUACCAUUCUGACCCAAAUCCAAGCGUGGGCCCACCGAGGUUGGGGCUCCACCCUCGCCGCCCUAAACGCCCUCCACCAAAUGAGGGUCUGCCACCUUGCACGAUGCCCCAUUGCUGAACCUUGCAUGGUUAUGGAUGAAAGGAAGCACGUUGGCAAUAACUAGCUUAUGAAUAAAGGAAACUUGCUUUAAUUUCUUUUUUCUUUUAUUAUUGAUAAAUAAUCUAAUUUUUGAUGGUAUAUUUAGUUUUACCUAUACCUGGCACCGGUUUGAUUUAAAGUGCCACUAUAAAAAAUCAUAGAAUUCGCUAAAUUUUAGUAGCAUUUUAAAGAAUAGCAAAAAAUAACAUCUUGCGCUGCA